Molecule: messenger RNA, 670 nt
Organism: Sinocyclocheilus rhinocerous
Lineage: Eukaryota; Metazoa; Chordata; Actinopteri; Cypriniformes; Cyprinidae
Product: neurotrophin-7
Exons: 1
Biological process (GO): nerve development; negative regulation of neuron apoptotic process; positive regulation of peptidyl-serine phosphorylation
Cellular component (GO): synaptic vesicle; dendrite; axon
Molecular function (GO): growth factor activity; nerve growth factor receptor binding
Source: RefSeq, a predicted model, not a curated record
GUACCUACGGAAAAUGAUACGGGGAGCCCCAGGCGCCCGCGUGUCCGGCGGAAGGCGAACGACUUCCUGCAUCGUGGUGAGUACUCAGUGUGCGACAGCGAAGAGCACUGGGUUGGCAACCUGACCCGUGCCACAGACUUAGCAGGCAAUGAAGUCACGGUGCUGCCACACGUUCGCAUCAACAACGUCGUAAAGAAGCAGCUGUUCUACGAGACCACAUGCCGUGUGUCGAAGCCCGUCGGGGCCCCCAAGCCGGGUCAAGGAGCCAGUGGCGUUAAAGCUGGAACCUCUAGCUGUCGUGGGAUCGACAACAAGCACUGGAACUCUUAUUGCACCAAUACGCACACCUACGUGCGGGCGCUAACGUCCUACAAAAACCAGAUCGCCUGGAGGUUCAUCCGAAUCAACGCCGCUUGCGUGUGCGUCCUCAGCCGCAACUCAUGGAGGCAUUGACUGACUUAUUGACUGGUGUCUCAGCCAAUCCACUGCAGCCUCCUGUCAUAAGCCCCGCCCAUCCGUUAUUAAUAAUAACAGCCGUACUGCCAACGUCGGUGAUCCUAGACUCCGCCCCUUUUCUGAUCUCUUUAUGACAUCGCAACCCAGUCCCCUCCUACCCUACCUCACUCUGUAAAUUAUUGGUCGUUUAAGUUAUGAGGACUGCAUGACAUAU